Dicentrarchus labrax (European seabass) is the source of this 2631-nucleotide messenger RNA. Its product is annotated as apoptosis regulator Bcl-2. NCBI's taxonomy places the organism in Eukaryota, Metazoa, Chordata, Actinopteri, Moronidae. The record is from RefSeq and is a predicted model, not a curated record. The transcript has 3 exons. Gene Ontology annotation, molecular function: protein homodimerization activity; protein heterodimerization activity. Gene Ontology annotation, cellular component: mitochondrial outer membrane. The coding region runs from base 586 to 1293 and encodes 235 amino acids. Gene Ontology annotation, biological process: extrinsic apoptotic signaling pathway in absence of ligand; negative regulation of intrinsic apoptotic signaling pathway; intrinsic apoptotic signaling pathway in response to DNA damage.
GCUGGAUCAACGAGGCACAAGAAUCCUUCGUCACCAUCAUCGUCGGCACCGGGACUGUGUGAGUUGUGAGGUUUGUGACCGGAGUCUGGCGGUGAGAGGACCUGCAGGGGAGUCCCGACGGUCGCAGCGAGGGGGCGUGACCACCGGCUGUGUGUGUGUGCGCAUAGCACGUGCGGUGUCAGUGAGGACUACAGACCCGGAGCUCAUCCUGCCUUCCUCCUUCAGCAACCGAGUCCCGGAGCCAGUAUCGAUUAUUGAUCGCCAUCGUCCUGCUGGGGGGUUUCCUCAGUCCGGUCCUCUGGUCCUCAGUCCGGUCCUCCGGUCCUCCGGUCGUCCGGUCCUCAGGGCUGAACCAGGACGAGCCUCGCAGCAUAGAGAGAGUUUGUGAUGGAGUUAUCGAUCAUCAGCUCUGAUCGAUAACGUGGAGAGGAGGCAGCAUCAGAUCCAGACUGGACUGACAGGAGACUUUAAUGUCGGAGUCUUCAUCACUCUUCAGACAUGGACAGAUCGAACUAUUGAUUAUUCCUAAUAGUCCUCCGUAGACAUCAGCCCUGUGUCCUCCUGUUGGAGGAUCGAUAAUGAGCGAUGUCCUCCGCCUCCAGCAGCCGGGACAUCGUGGAGGACUUCCUCCGCUACAAGCUGCUCUCCACCGGCCUGACCUGGCGCGACCCGCCGCGCCGCCGCCGCACGGGCGGCCAGCGCAGACACAACGCGGCCGCGUCAGCAGCGUCAGCAGCGUCAGCGUUGACUGCGUCAUCAGGGAGACCUGAGCGGGCGGUGACGUCACACCGAGGAGUCGCUGUGGAAGACUCUCAGCAAGGUCCCAGCUCGUCACCGACCCGACUGCAGGUCGCUCUGCGGUGUGCCGGCGACGAGCUGGAGCAGCGUUACCGUGGUGACCUGGCAGCCCAGGUGUCGGUGCUGCUGCUGUGCGACGGUGGCGUGGCGGAGCUGCUGCGUGGCCUGACGGCGGUCAGGGAGGAGCUGUUCAGGGACGGGGUGAACUGGGGGCGGAUCGUGGCCAUGAUGGCGCUGGGCGGAGCUCUGAGUGCUGAGGUGGCCCACACGGACGGGGCGUGGCGGGUGGACGACAUCGCCGCGUGGUUAGAGGAGAGUCUGGACUCGCAGCCACUCCGGGGAUGGAUAGAAGACAACGGAGGAUGGGAUGCCUUUACCGAGUUGUAUGGUGAUUCCAGACCUCGAGCCAGAUUCUGGUCCCUGGCGACAGUUUUUGGGCUGGCUGUACUGGGAGCAGCUGGGAUCACACUGGGAGCCCUGUUUAUCCGGAGAUAAAACUGUUCUGAACCGGUCCAGUCAGCAGCCUCUGCACUGCAGUUCCUCGAACAACCACUAGGUACUGCUGUGACCAAACUCUGAAUAUACUGACUUGAAGGAGAAAACCACCAACUUCUCUCUUCAAAUACAAAAUCAGACAGUUUUUACACGACCAGCUCAGCUCUCAGCAGAUUCACUGAGCUUCUUUCUCUGUCCGACUGAAGGAUGAUUUUCAAAAUAAAUGUUCCAUUAAGGAGAUAUUAAGGUUUGGAGUUCAGCUAAUUAUAGAUUUUGGUCAGAACUCAAACCAGACAACACCAUAUUGGACUGGAAUAUAUUGACAUUUAAUGAUUUUUUUUAAUAGAUUCAGGGAUUUUUAGAACCACCUACAAUUCACUAAUUACCACAAAAAAAACAUCUGAAUUUUAAAGACCAAAUUGGUGUGGAGGUCAUCUUUAUGUCACUGCAGUUGUGUGCACAUUAUGGUGGCAGAAAAAAGUGCAAACAAGUGGAGAGUAACAAACAGAAACUGGGAGAUAAAGAAAUGGAAUUAAGAAAACAUGGUUGUGCCAUUGAAAUGGACAUUAGCUUGCUUGCUAACAUGGACAAAUUGCUAAAUAGCUAUCCUACCCGAAUUGUUAGUUAUACACCUUUCCUUUGUACCGUUACAUCAUUUAUUGUUGGCUAAAUCAACACAAAUUAAUGGCUGAGUUGCAGGCUAACAUGAAAGAAGAAAUCAAACCGCUGUCAGACAGAUUUUUCAACAGGUGGAAUGUGAGCCAACGCCAGUACAAUAUUGGGUCCUGAUGAAAUGGAUGUUGUUUCACUUCAAUGUUGGUAUCAGGCAACUGUGGUCAAAGUUGACCAACAUUUCUUCAGAGGAUCUUGAGAAGAGGAAGUUGUUGACAUAUAAGAGAUGAAGAUCCAGAGCCACAUCCCAAAUUAGGGAUUGUUUGUCUACUUUGACAACCCAAAAUACUGUUUAACUGCACUGGAAUAAAUGCACAAAAACACAGGUUGUGAUACAUUUGUAUCUUUUAUUUUAUUUUAUUUUUAUAUACAGAUCUGGAUAUAGAUCCAUAAACCUGAAUACCACUGGAUCUUUCCGGAUACGGGCCUUUCUUGUUCAGUGGCUGUUUGACCAGAACCACCUGUUUAACGUAGAACCAGACUGAUGUUUGCUGUCUAAAAGUGUAUCAUAAAGGCUGUAAAUGUUGUUAUUGUGUAAAUAUUUGUUUUCUUCUUCUAGGGAACUUUUUUUUUCUCCCUCUUCAACAGACCUUUUAAAAUAAAGGUUUUUAGAAACAUUGAAUAAUAAACUUAAACUUUUUUGUUGAAUAAAGGUUUAUUUAUGCA